Molecule: messenger RNA, 1656 nt
Organism: Ambispora leptoticha
Lineage: Eukaryota; Fungi; Glomeromycota; Glomeromycetes; Archaeosporales; Ambisporaceae
Source: the annotation of a GenBank genome assembly
AUGACAGUAUUUUAUCAAUUCAGUGAGUUCCAAAACAACGAUUUAAUUCGCGGCGACUAUUCUCAUGGCUUGUGGUAUCGUGCAUAUUGGCCUCGAAAUGAAAUCGAAGUCUCGCUUUUUGAAUAUAACGAUCUUGAGUUUGAUGAAUCUAGUAACCCUAUUAUUGGGUUUUCUAAAGAAAUAAAAUUUGCAGAAAAAUUGCAACAUCGAAACUUGUUAGGACUUUUAGGCUAUGCAAUUGAUUAUUUGUCUCGAGUAUUUCUGAUUAUGGAAAAAUGCGAAAUAUCUCUGGCACAAUAUUUGAAGAAGAAUGAGAGUUUAGGUCAGAAUUUUGCGAUUUCUAUAGCUAAAGAAAUCGUUUCUGGUCUAAUUUAUUUGGAAGUGGAAGCAAAUUAUGAGAUUCAGAAUCUGAAUACAAUGAAUAUUUGGAUGGAUGAAAAUAUACCAAAAUUUGCCCACCUGCCUAUGAUUCAAACAUCCCUCGACAUUCCAAGUCCAAAGAAUAAUUUUUAUGAUUCUCUCAAAUUUAUCGAUCCAAAUUUCAUUAGAGAUCCAGAUUUUGUUUGCGAUAAACGUUCAAACAUAUUCAGCCUUGGCAUCACUCUCGCGUCACUUGCUGGAAUUUCAGUCUACGAUUCUGAUGACGCAGAGCAAUUUGUGGUCAAUGUUUAUAAUGAAAACUCACAUUGGAACGCUGAUAGGAUAUCCGCUGAAUAUGUUCAACUAUGCCAACGCUGUUGCGCGUCAGAUCCGGAUUUAAGACCAAGUCUGAAUGAUGUCUUUUUAUCGCUUGCAAAUUUAGAAACACGCAUUAAUCAUGUUAAAACAAAUGCGUCUGAAUUGGAUGUGUAUUCCCAAGAAAGGAAAAUAUUGGAGAAAUCGUCAGAAUCAAUACUUCCCUCAUUUAUCAAUUUAGCAAGAAUCAUUACAGAAAGUGAAUACGACAUCCUGGAAAGCACCUUAAAGGUAUUUGAUAAAUUUACAAGAAUUUCCGGAAAUGACAACACAGUAUUCAAGAAAAUAGAACAACACCUCACGGUAUUAGAUCAAACUCCGCAGAACUUUAUUGGCAUUUUGAAGAAAUUACGUUUUCUACCAAAAUGUGCCUGCUUACUCGGCUUCUUUGAUCAUGUCAAUCGCACUGAUCUCAAACAAGCAUUUUAUUGGUACAAAGUUGCAUCAGAUGGAAAAGAUGAUUUUGGUGCAAAUCAGCUAGGAUAUUGCUAUUCAAGAGGUAUAGGUAUAGAGUCUGAUAAAACACUUGCUUUUGAAUUGUAUCAAGUAUCCGCGAAAAGAGGACAUCCGCAAGGAGUAUCGAAUUCAGCACGUAGACUUUAUGAACAAGACGCGGAAAAGGCAUUCGAAAUGUAUCAUAGCAUCGCGAAAACUGGGUAUACAAGUGGGCAAUUCUAUACUGGUUCAUUUUAUGAGACUGGCCACGGCGUUACGAGGAAUCUUCGAGCUGCCACUUAUUGGUUUAAAAAAGCUGCUGAAGGUGAACAUGAGAGAGGAACAUAUUCUUUGAUCUCCAAUCUAAGAGAUGGUUAUGGAACGAAUGUAGAUGUGCACGAGGCAAUUCGAUGGUGUCGAAAAGCGACAAGAAACGGAAGUAACUUUGCUGGAUAUGCUUUGAAGAGAACUUUCAGGGUCAUGUAG